Aspergillus neoniger CBS 115656 is the source of this 1217-nucleotide messenger RNA. RefSeq names its product U2 snRNP complex subunit MSL1. Gene Ontology annotation, molecular function: pre-mRNA intronic binding; U12 snRNA binding. Gene Ontology annotation, cellular component: U12-type spliceosomal complex. The transcript is spliced from 3 exons. Lineage: Eukaryota; Fungi; Ascomycota; Eurotiomycetes; Eurotiales; Aspergillaceae. Gene Ontology annotation, biological process: mRNA splicing, via spliceosome. Bases 140 to 730 code for a protein of 196 amino acids. The record is from RefSeq and is a predicted model, not a curated record.
CACAAGCUGUGCUAUCUUCGGGUUUCACUUUCCAUUGGCUUCCUUCCCUGGACGGGGUGUUCUUUUCGGUCUUUUGCUCGAGGUAUUGUUGGGAAGCUGCUCUAUUUUCCCCUCGGGUCUUCUUUGUCGCUCUGCAGUGAUGGCAACCAGAGUAAUUCCAACGCGCGGUGGUGGUCAAGGUAAACCCGCUUCAGCCACCGGACUACCUAACCAAACUUUGUAUUGUACCAAUCUCCCAGACAAGCUGCGCAAGCAUGACCUACGGUUAUCCCUCUAUAUGCUUUUUUCAACCUACGGCACCGUUCUCGAUGUUGUCGCCAUGAAGACCCAAAAGAUGCGCGGUCAGGCCCAUAUUGUUUUUAAAGAUGUCCAGGCUAGCACACAGGCUAUGCGGGCCCUCCAGGGCUUUGAGUUCUUCGGCAAACAAAUGAAAAUUGUGUAUGCUAAAGGUCCCUCGGACGUCAUUGCCCGGCUGCGCGGAACGUAUAAUGUGCCCACUACAACAUCUGCCGGUCAAACCACGGGAGCAUCCACAGAGCUCCAGAAAUCGAUUUUUAGCGGGCCCCCAGGAUCGGCGGCUUUGCCGUCGAAGCCCAGCGGAGAAGUCAAUGGAGAAGCUCAAGCAGGCCAAGGUGUCAAACGGCCUCGUGAGGAGGAGAGCGACGAAGAGGAAGCCCCUAUGGACGAGGACAGUGAUGUGCCAAUGGAAGCUUCAUCGGAUGAAGAUUAAUUGCUUCGCUUAUGUACCGGGAAUACGUUGGCCAGGCCAGGGGGAUCCAACCUGAGAGGGGAGGAAGUACUCUGGAUCAAUCUAAACUGUGUGACGCAGUGCCUUGGAAUGUCUUCAUGCCUUCGACUGUGAAGAGUUCCUUGGGCAGCUGAAGACCGAGACGGUUACCCACCAACCCGAGCCAAAUCAUGAGAUAAGUCUCGGGAGUGAGACAGAGCUGUCCUGCAAUGUGCCUCAUCGCAUCCGUUGUUUGGCAUGGAUGAACGAAAAACGCUGGAGUUCCGGAGUCUGGAUGAUACUACGAAGCAUAAGCUCCAGCUUGGGCUAGGGAUUCGAGAUCUUGCACAUACGCCAAAACUAAUACCACCCAUGAUGCCAAUGCUCUGGAGUUCCUUUCUGUAUUGUUCCGGUACCAGGUGUUGGUAGACCGCGUCAAUUCCCAACGGCCCCGGAUGGUUGUCCUGCCGUAAUUGGAAAUACAAGACAG